Epinephelus fuscoguttatus (brown-marbled grouper) is the source of this 17661-nucleotide messenger RNA. RefSeq names its product dynein, axonemal, heavy chain 9 (gene dnah9). Bases 45 to 13424 code for a protein of 4459 amino acids. Gene Ontology annotation, biological process: microtubule-based movement. The transcript is spliced from 78 exons. Gene Ontology annotation, cellular component: dynein complex. The record is from RefSeq and is a predicted model, not a curated record. Gene Ontology annotation, molecular function: dynein intermediate chain binding; minus-end-directed microtubule motor activity; ATP binding. Lineage: Eukaryota; Metazoa; Chordata; Actinopteri; Perciformes; Serranidae.
UCACACACUCUCCGGGAUUGACGGCAGCAGUGCGACCCGCGGACAUGGAGGACCCAAGACUGGACUUUAUAGGAGACUAUGUGCUGAGGACUUUCAAACUGAAACAAGACAAAUGGCAGAAGUGCGUGUCCAGCGAGGACAACAGGCAGGUGCUGCAAGAGUUUUUGGACAGCGCCGAGCGGAGGACUCUGGUGGUGUCUGUGAGCGCAGCCGGGUUGCUGCAGCCCGCCGCAGGCUUCACAGCCGGCUGUAAGAGCAAGGCGGUGUACUUUGUGAAGCAAAGCAGGACAGCGCUACGUCCAGAGUCCAUGCAGGACAACCUGGUCUACGGGGACUUGUCUUACGCUCCACUGGAUCACUUUUCUGCUCUAGUUGAGGAGGUUGUGGCCCCACUGCUGUCUAACAGCAAAAACCAAAUUGAAUGGCCCAAGGUUGUGUGUCAGGACGUCUUACGCCACGUCCACUCCCUCAAGACCAAUGUGUUUGUGGUGUCAGGCCAAGUCCAAGGCAAAACGCUGCUGCCUCUCCCUGCAGGCUCCGAGAGAGUAGAGCAAGCUGCCCUGGAGACGGACAAAAGGGGGGAAAUUGUGGAUAAGAGUAUCAUCCACUCCUUGGAGUCAGCAGUGAUUGAGUGGAGCCAUCAGAUCCGCGCCGUCCUGAAGAAAGACUCCUCUGAGGCUCUGCUGGAGGGCAAAAACCCCACUCCACACACAGAGCUGCUCUUCUGGAAGAACAGAUAUGCAGACCUGGAAUGCAUCCACUCGCAGUUAAAAUCCUCAAAGGUGAAUAAGAUGGCAGUGCUGUUGGAGGCUGUGGAGAGCAGCUAUUCCCCUGCUUUUACUAAUAUGCAGCAAGAUGUCCUUGCAGCCUUGGAGGAGGCAAAGGACAUCUGCACCUACCUGAGGCCCCUGCAGCGCCUGUUUGAGGACAUGGAGAACGCAGAGUUUCCUGAUGUUAGGAGUCAGAUCGGCCCUUUGAUGCACACAGUGUGCCUGGUGUGGGCCAACUCCAGAUACUACAACACCCCAGCACGCCUCAUUGUUCUGCUGCAGGAGACCGCCAACCUCCUCAUACAACAGGCCCAGGUUUAUAUAGUCCCAGAAGAGGUUCUGAAAGGAGAGAUUUCAGAGAGUCUCCUGAAGGUGCAGACGAGCCUGGAGAUUCUGCAGCUCUUCAGGAGCACCUACGAGGACCGGAGGGCCAAUCUAAGCCAGUACCAGAAGAAUGGGAGCUUUGUGAGGCCUUGGGACUUUUCCCCACUGUUGGUCUUUUCCAGACUUGACCGUUUUAUCGACAGAGUCAGGACCAUUAAAGACAUCCUGUUUACAGCUGUGGACCUGCUGAAGCUUGAGAAAUUGGAAAUUGGAGGCGUCCGAGGCCGAGCGCUCAGCCAGCAGGUCCAGUUGCUCCACCAAGAGUUUGCGGACAUGUACAAAUUGUUCACAGACAAGCCUUAUGACUGCUUGGACCUCGACAACAGGGAAUAUGAAGAAGACGCGAGGGAGUUCAAACUUAAGGUGGAUGACACAGACCGACGACUAGGAGCCAUCUUCUGCCAGGCCUUUGAGGACGCCUCUGGACUUGAGCAUGCCUUCAAGGUUGUGGAUAUGUUUGGUAGCUUGCUGGAGCGCCCCUUAGUGGCCACAGACGCUCUGGACAGAUACCCCUUCCUCGUCUCCAUGUUUGACAAAGAGCUGGACGGCUGUAAACGUCUUUACAACAAACACAUCCAAACUGCAGAGGAGCAGGGUUGGACUCCAGUGAAUAAGAACAUGCCAGCUGUAGCUGGUGGGCUGAGAUGGGCUCAGGAGCUACAGCAGCGCAUCCAGACCCCCUUCUCCAAAUUCAGACACCUUUCCUACCCGUGCCUGGAGUCCGCAGAGGGAGCCAGGGUCAUCCAGAAGUAUGAGGAGAUGAUGCAACUGCUGGACAGAUACUCGGCCAGCCUGUAUGAGACAUGGACAGAGACCGUGGGCGAGAGUUCUCAGUACAACCUCAGCUUGCCAUUAAUCAGCAGAGACCCAACCACUCAGCUGAUCUCAGUCAACUUCAACCCGCAGCUGGCGUCGGUGCUGAGAGAAGUGAAGUACUUGGAGGCCAGACAGACCGAGGCCAUCCCUGAAACUGCGGUGCAGAUCUACACCACCAGGGGGCAGCUUUGGCAGUAUGUGGCCAACCUGGAGCUCACUGUGGGCCGAUACAACAAGGUGAUGCACUCUGUGCUCGAUGUGGAGCAUCCUCUGGUCCAGGGCCAGCUCAGGGACAUUGACGCUCAGCUCAAAAAGGCAGAGGAGAGUCUCAACUGGAACAGCCAAGAUAUUUGGCAGUAUAUCGAGGAAGUGCGAGACUCCGUCUGUGACCUGGAGAGCCGACUUCAGAGGACCAAGGACAAUGUGGAGGAGAUCCAGAGCUGCGUGAGGUCCUGGGCCAGCCCCAUGUUUGACAGGAAGGAGGGCAAAAAAGAUGCACUGCUCAGUCUGGAGGACAGGGCCGAGAGGCUGGACAAGUUUUACAGUCUGAUACGGUCUUCUGGAGAAAAGAUCCACUUCCUGCUAAAGAGCAAUCUGCAGCUGUUCAGAGCUGAGCAGACCUCUGAGGAGUGGAAGGCCUACGUUGACUACAUCGAUGACAUGAUCAUAGAUGGAUUCUUUAACAGCAUCGAGUGCUCUCUCAAGUUCUUCUUGGAUAACACUGACCAGAGAGCUGUGGUGGCCCCUCUGUUUGAGGCUCAGCUAGAUCUGAAGGUCCCUGACAUGGUGUUCACUCCAUCUCUGGAGUUUGGGGCAGGAGACAGCUUCUUUGAGCUGGUGGAGAGCCUCAUCAAUGAUGUGUUCAGAACCUCCUCACUGGUGCCACGUCUGGCCCAACAUAGCCCCUUCCCACACUACCAGGCUGACAUGGAGGACAUGGCUGAUCUGGCUGACAUGCGUCAUCUCCUCAUGGAACGCGUGCAGGGCAUCAUGGCAACAUGCUGCGAGUUUCGCAACUCUCUGGAGCGUUAUAGUUACCUGUAUGUGGAUGACAGGAAGGAGUUCAUGCGUCAGUUCCUUCAGUACGGCCACAUUCUCACCAGCCAGGAGACGGAGGUUGAUGCUGAUGAUGGCGUUUCAGGGAGCCCACCCACAUUGGAUAAAUUUAGAGAACAGGUGGACGGGUAUGAGAAGAUUUAUGAAGAGGUGCAGGGUCUGGAGCCGGUGCAUGUGUUUCACGGCUGGAUGAGGGUGGAUGGCCGUAGCAUGAAGAGUGCCUUGCUCAAUGUCAUCAAGAAGUGGAGCUUUAUGUUCAAACAGCACCUCAUCGACCAUGUUACCAACAGUUUGUCAGAUCUGGAGAAGUUUAUCAGUGUUGCAGAGGCUGGCCUGAGCCAGCAUGUGGAGGAGGGUGACUAUGGUGGCCUGGUGGGAGUCCUGGGUCACCUCCUGGCUGUUAAGGAAAGACAAAAUAGCACAGAUGCCAUGUUUGAGCCUCUGCAGCAAACCAUUGCUCUGCUAAAGGUCUAUGAACAAGAGCUGCCUGACGUGGUCUACAAACAGUUGGAGGACUUGCCAGAACAGUGGAACAAUGUGAAAAAGCAGGCUGUGUUAGUCAAACAGCAUGUGGCGCCUCUGCAGGCCAUCGAGGUGGCCAGCCUGCGUCGAAAGUGUGCUUCAUUUGAUGUGGAGCAACACACCUUUAGGGAGCACUUUCGCAACGUUGGGCCCUUCAGGUUUGACAGCGAGAGCCCCUACCAGAUGUUGGAUGCAUUCCACCGGCAGAUCCAGGAUCGGGAGGCAGUGAUGGCCUCUCUGGUGGAUUCUGCCAACCUAUUCGAGGUCACUGUCUCUGAGUACAAACAGCUCAGACAAUGCAGGCGUGAAGUGGGCCUGCUGAAGGAACUGUGGGACAUGAUCACCGUGGUGGAAUCCAGCAUGGCCGCAUGGAGGAUGACUCCCUGGAGAGAGAUCCAUGUUGAGGACAUGGAGCUAGAGUGCAAACGCUUCUCUAAAGAUAUAAGGGGUCUGGAUAAAGAGGUUCGAGCGUGGGAGGCCUUCACAGGUUUGGACGGUAGGGUAAAGAACCUCCUCAUCUCCCUCCGGGCUGUGGCAGAGCUCCAGAACCCAGCCAUACGAGCCCGACACUGGCAUCAGCUGAUGGCUGCUACUGGAGUCCGCUUCACCAUGGACCAGGAGACCACUCUUGCCGACCUGCUGCAGCUGAACCUGCACUGCUUUGAAGAGGAGGUGAGAGGGAUCGUGGACAAGGCUGUUAAAGAGAUGGGAAUGGAGAAAGUCCUCUCUGAGCUUAACUCCACAUGGACAGGCAUGCAGUUCCAGUAUGAGCCCCACCACCGGACCCAGGUGCCUCUGCUGCGUACAGACGAAGAACUGAUCGAGACUCUGGAGGACAACCAAGUGCAGCUGCAGAACCUCAUGUCAUCCAAGUACAUCGCCUACUUCCUGGAUGAAGUGUCAUCAUGGCAGAGCAAGCUGUCCGUGGCUGACUCUGUCAUCUCCAUCUGGUUCGAGGUGCAGCGAACAUGGACCCACCUGGAAAGCAUCUUCAUUGGCUCCGAGGAUAUUCGCUCACAGCUGCCUGAGGACUCCAGGCGCUUCGAGGGGAUUGAUGCUGAUUUCAAAGAGCUGGCGAACGCAGUGCAUCAAACGCCCAAUGUAGUGGAGGCCACAAAUAAACCAGGGCUGUUUGGUAAACUGGAGGACAUCCAAAGCAGGCUUUCUCUAUGUGAAAAAGCUCUGGCAGAAUAUCUGGACACCAAGCGUCUGGCCUUCCCAAGAUUUUACUUUAUCUCUUCAGCUGAUCUGCUGGACAUCCUGUCGAACGGGACUAACCCAAACCAGGUCCAGAAGCAUCUGUCUAAGCUGUUUGACAACAUGGCUAAGAUGCAGUUUGAAGCAGAUGGAGAGGGGAAUCCUUCUAAGACUGGUCUGGGCAUGUACAGCAAGGAGGAUGAAUAUGUCCCCUUUAAUGAGCCUUGUGAUUGUACUGGACAGGUGGAGUUGUGGCUAAACCGGGUCCUGGACAGCAUGCGCUCCACGGUCCGACAUGAGAUGACUGAGGCGGUGACAGCCUAUGAGGACAAACCCAGAGAGCAGUGGCUGUUUGACUAUCCUGCUCAGGUGGCACUGACCUGCACACAAAUCUGGUGGACUUCUGAUGUCGGCAUGGCGUUUGCCCGUCUUGAGGAGGGCUAUGACAACGCCAUGAAAGAGUACUACAGGAAACAGGUGUCCCAGCUUAAUACCCUCAUCUCCAUGCUGAUUGGGCAGCUUACACCUGGCGAUCGACAGAAGGUCAUGACGAUCUGCACCAUUGACGUCCAUGCAAGAGACGUGGUGGCCAAGAUGAUCGCUCAGAAGGUGGAGAACUCUCAGGCCUUUGUGUGGCUGUCCCAGCUGAGACACCGAUGGGAUGAAAAGGAGAGGCAUUGUUUUGCCAACAUUUGCGAUGCUCAGUUUCUCUACUCCUACGAAUACCUGGGCAACACGCCACGAUUAGUCAUCACUCCUCUGACGGACAGAUGCUACAUCACCCUGACCCAGUCCCUCCACCUGACCAUGAGCGGUGCUCCGGCAGGGCCUGCAGGCACAGGGAAGACUGAGACUACCAAAGACUUGGGCAGAGCCCUUGGCAUCAUGGUCUAUGUGUUUAACUGCUCUGAGCAGAUGGACUACAAGUCCUGUGGAAACAUCUACAAAGGCCUUGCUCAGACGGGGGCAUGGGGCUGCUUUGACGAAUUUAACAGGAUCUCAGUGGAGGUGCUGUCUGUGGUGGCAGUACAGGUGAAAAGCAUUCAGGACGCCAUCCGAGAUAGGAAGCAGAGGUUUAACUUCAUGGGAGAGGAGGUAAAUAUUUGCCCCUCUGUUGGCAUCUUCAUCACAAUGAAUCCAGGCUACGCUGGCAGGACUGAGCUACCUGAGAACCUCAAGGCUCUGUUCAGACCAUGUGCCAUGGUGGUGCCAGACUUUGAGCUGAUAUGUGAAAUCAUGUUGGUGGCCGAGGGCUUCCUGGACGCUCGAGUGCUGGCUAGGAAGUUUAUCACCCUCUACACACUGUGUAAAGAGCUGUUGUCCAAACAGGACCACUAUGACUGGGGCCUCCGAGCCAUCAAGUCUGUCCUGGUGGUGGCUGGCUCUCUGAAGAGAGGAGACCCCGGCCGAGCAGAGGACCAGGUGCUGAUGCGAGCUCUGAGAGACUUCAACAUCCCCAAGAUUGUGACUGAUGACAUGCCAGUGUUCAUGGGCCUGAUAGGAGACCUGUUUCCUGCUCUGGAUGUCCCCAGGAAGAGAGACCUGGACUUUGAGAAGCAUGUAAAGGAGUCAAUUUUGGAUUUGAAGUUACAAGCCGAGGACAAUUUUGUCCUCAAGGUGGUGCAGCUGGAGGAGCUGCUGGCAGUGCGUCACUCUGUGUUUGUGAUCGGGAACGCAGGCACUGGGAAGAGCCAGGUGAUGAGGUCACUCCAAAGGACUUAUCAGAACAUGAAGCGCAGACCUGUGUGGGCGGACCUCAACCCAAAGGCUGUGACCAAUGAUGAGCUCUUUGGCAUCAUUAACCCGGCAACCAGAGAAUGGAAAGAUGGCCUGUUCUCUAGUAUAAUGCGUGAACUGGCGAAUGUCAGUCACAGUGGACCUAAGUGGAUUGUUUUGGAUGGAGACAUUGACCCAAUGUGGAUUGAGUCACUCAACACAGUCAUGGAUGACAACAAGGUGCUGACUCUAGCCAGUAAUGAGCGGAUCCCUCUGAACCCUACCAUGAGGCUGGUGUUUGAGAUCAGCCACCUUCGCACUGCUACCCCCGCUACAGUGUCUAGAGCAGGCAUCCUUUACAUAAACCCAGCAGACCUAGGCUGGAACCCGCCAGUGACGAGCUGGAUCGACAGGCGGGAGGUCCAAUCAGAGAAAGCCAACCUGACCAUAUUGUUUGACAAGUACCUACCCUCUUGCCUGGAUGGCCUGAGAUCAAGGUUUAAGAAGAUCAUCCCUAUCCCUGAGCAGAGCAUGGUCCAGAUGCUGUGCUACUUGCUGGAGUGUCUGCUGACACCAGAAAACACCCCGCCAGACUGCGCCAAGGAACUUUAUGAGCUCUAUUUUGUCUUUGCUGCUGUCUGGGCCUUUGGGGGAGCCAUGUUCCAGGACCAGCUGGUCGACUACAGAGUGGAGUUCAGCAAGUGGUGGGUGGCCGAGUUCAAAACCAUUAAAUUCCCAUCCCAGGGCACUGUGUUUGAUUACUACAUCGACCCCGAGAGCAAGAAGUUUGAACCCUGGUCCAAGAUGGUGCCCAAGUUUGAGAUGGACACAGAUACACCUCUGCAGGCAUGUCUGGUCCACACUACAGAGACCAUUCGGGUUCGUUACUUCAUGGACCGCCUUCUGGAAUGUCGUCGGCCCGUCAUGCUGGUGGGGAAUGCAGGGACAGGAAAGUCUGUUUUGGUUGGGGACAAACUGGGAUCACUGGAUGCAGAGAAAUACAUGGUUAAAAAUGUCCCCUUCAACUAUUACACCACGUCUGCUAUGCUCCAAGCUGUGUUGGAAAAGCCCCUUGAGAAGAAAGCAGGGCGCAACUACGGACCUCCAGGCAGCAGAAGACUGAUCUACUUCAUAGACGACAUGAAUAUGCCCGAGGUGGAUGCAUAUGGAACAGUGCAACCUCACACACUCAUACGCCAACACAUGGACUACAACCACUGGUAUGACCGUAAUAAGCUGCUUCUGAAGGAAAUACACAGCGUUCAAUACGUGUCCUGCAUGAACCCCACAGCCGGCAGCUUCACCAUCAAUCCACGACUGCAGCGCCACUUCUCUGUCUUCGCCCUGUCCUUUCCUGGAGCCGAGGCCCUGAGCACUAUCUACACUUCCAUCCUGUCUCAACACCUGAAAGGAGAGGGCUUCAGCGCAGCCCUGCAGAAGAGCUGUCCCACUGUGGUCCAGUUAGCCUUGGCCCUGCACCAGCGCAUGUCCUCCACCUUCCUCCCCACUGCAGUCAAGUUCCACUACAUCUUCAACCUGCGAGACCUCUCCAACAUAUUCCAGGGCAUUCUCUUCUGUACCGGCGAGUGUCUAAAAGCCCCUCCGGACUUGCUGAAAAUCUACCUGCACGAGUCCAACCGGGUCUACAGAGACAAGCUAGUAGAGGAGCAGGACUUCCAGGUCUUUGAUAAGCUGCAGGCAGACACACUAAAAAAGUUCCACGAGGACAUGGAGGACACUCUGGAGCAGACCAGGGAGAUGAACCUGUACUGCCACUUUGCCCGUGGGCUGGGGGAGGCCAGGUACAUGGCUGCGGAGUCCUGGAGCAGCCUCAAUAAAACUCUGCUAGAGGUGCUGGACAGCUACAAUGAGGUCAACGCCACACUAAACCUGGUGCUGUUUGAGGACGCCAUGGCUCACAUCUGCCGUAUAAACCGAAUCCUGGAGUCCCCACGGGGGAAUGCGCUGCUGGUCGGAGUGGGUGGCAGCGGCAAGCAGAGUCUGACCCGACUGGCUGCCUUCAUCUCCAAUCUGGAGGUUUUCCAGAUCACCUUGAGAAAAGGAUACAGUAUUACCGACCUCAAGAGUGACCUGGCGUCCCUCUACAUCAAAGCUGGCGUGAAGAAUAUUGGCACCGUAUUCCUAAUGACUGACGCCCAAGUGGCAGACGAGAAGUUCCUCGUUCUGGUCAACGAUCUGUUGGCAUCUGGAGAGAUUCCUGACCUGUUCCCAGAUGACGAGGUGGAGAACAUCAUUGGCAGCGUGAGGCCAGAGGUCCGCGGCUCGGGAUUGAUGGAUACGAGAGAAAACUGCUGGAAGUUCUUCAUCGACCGGGUUCGCCGACAGCUCAAGGUGGCUCUGUGUUUCUCUCCAGUUGGUAGUAAACUGAGGGUUCGCAGCAGGAAGUUCCCUGCAGUGGUGAACUGCACAGCCAUCGACUGGUUCCACGAGUGGCCGCGGGAGGCGCUGGAGUCGGUCAGCUUCAAGUUCCUCCAGGAGGUGGAGAAUAUUGAGCCUGAAGUGAAAGAAUCAGUCAGUAAAUUCAUGGCAUACGUCCACAUGAGCGUCAAUCAGAUGUCCAAGGACUACCUGGCCAACGAGCGACGCUACAAUUACACCACGCCCAAGUCUUUCCUGGAACAGAUCAAGUUGUAUCGUAGUCUGCUGGGCCAGAAGAGCAAAGACCUCACCACCAAGAUGGAGCGGCUGGAGAACGGCCUGCAGAAGCUCAACAGCACCUCAGCUCAGGUGGAUGACCUUAAGGCCAAGCUGGCUGCUCAGGAAGUGGAACUCAAGCAGAAGAACGAGGACGCUGACAAGUUGAUCCAGGUGGUUGGGAUAGAAACUGAGAAGGUGUCCAAGGAGAAGGCAGUGGCUGAUGAGGAAGAGCAAAAGGUGGCAGCCAUUGCUGUGGUGGUCAGCGGCAAACAGAGAGACUGCGAGGAGGACUUGGCCAAGGCAGAACCAGCUCUCCUUGCUGCUCAGGAUGCCCUUAACACUCUCAAUAAGAACAACCUGACAGAGUUGAAGUCGUUCGGCUCUCCGGUGGCCGCUGUGACCAACGUCACAGCGGCAGUCAUGGUCCUGACAGCAGUCGGCGGCAAAGUGCCCAAGGAUCGCAGCUGGAAGGCGGCAAAGGUGAUGAUGGCCAAAGUGGACACAUUCCUGGACUCUCUGAUAAACUUCAACAAGGAAAACAUCCCAGAGGCUUGCCUGAAAGCUAUUCAGCCUUACCUGCAGGAUCCAGAGUUCAAGCCAGAUCUAAUUGCCUCCAAGUCGAACGCGGCGGCCGGCCUGUGCUCCUGGGUUUUAAACAUUGUCAAGUUCUACGAGGUUUACUGUGAGGUGGAGCCCAAGCGUCAGGCUCUGAGCAAGGCCAACGCAGAGCUGGCUGCUGCACAGGAGAAGCUUGCCGCCAUCAAAAGCAAGAUCAAUCACCUUAAUGAGAACCUGGCCAAGCUGACAGCCAAGUUUGAGAAAGCCACCACAGACAAGCUAAAGUGCCAACAGGAAGCAGAGUCAACCGCGCGCACCAUUUCCCUGGCCAACCGCCUGGUAGGGGGUCUGGCAUCGGAGAACAUCCGCUGGGCGGAGGCCGUAGAAAACUUUAAGAAGCAGGAGAGGACUCUCUGUGGGGACGUCCUCCUCAUCACCGCCUUCAUCUCCUACCUUGGAUACUUCACCAAGCGCUAUAGGCUCCAGCUUAUGGACAACACCUGGAGGCCUUAUCUCAGUCAGCUAAAGGUUCCCAUCCCAGUGACACCUGACCUGGACCCUCUGACCAUGCUGACAGAUGAUGCUGACAUUGCGGCUUGGCAGAACGAGGGGCUGCCCGCUGACAGGAUGUCCACAGAGAACGCCACAAUUCUCACUUCCUGCCAGCGCUGGCCCCUCAUGGUGGACCCCCAGCUGCAGGGUAUCAAGUGGAUCAAGACCAAAUAUGGCGAAAACCUACAUGUCAUUCGUAUCGGACAGAGAGGGUACCUGGAUGCCAUAGAGAGAGCACUGGCAGCAGGUGAUGUGGUUCUGAUAGAGAAUUUGGAGGAAACACUGGAUCCUGUUCUUGGACCUCUGCUGGGCAGAGAAACCAUAAAGAAGGGCAGGUGCAUAAAAAUUGGAGACAAGGAGUGCGAGUACAAUCCCAGUUUCCGCCUCAUCCUGCACACCAAGCUCGCUAGCCCUCAUUACCAGCCGGAGCUGCAGGCUCAGUGCACCUUGAUAAAUUUCACAGUGACCAGAGAUGGUCUGGAAGACCAGCUGCUGGCUGCGGUGGUCAGCAUGGAGAGACCUGACCUAGAACAGCUGAAGUCCGACCUGACGAAGCAGCAAAAUGGAUUCAAGAUCACUCUAAAGACGCUGGAGGACAACCUGCUGUCCCGUUUGUCCUCGGCUUCAGGAAACUUCCUGGGUGACACAGAGUUGGUGGAAAACCUGGAGACGACCAAACGCACAGCUGCCGAGAUUGAAGAGAAGGUAAAAGAAGCCAAGGUGACAGAGGCCAAAAUCAAUGAGGCUCGGGAGCACUACCGACCAGCAGCAGCACGGGCAUCCUUAUUGUACUUCAUAAUGAACGACCUCAAUAAAAUCCACCCCAUGUACCAGUUCUCUCUCAAGGCAUUCAGUGUGGUCUUCCAGAAAGCAGUUCUGAAGGCCGAGCCGGAUGAGGCUCUGAAGCAGCGGGUGUCCAACCUAAUUGACAGCAUCACCUCCUCAGUCUUCCAGUACACCACCAGAGGCCUAUUUGAAUGUGACAAGCUCACGUACAUCGCCCAGCUCGCCUUCCAGAUCCUGUUGAUGAAUAAAGAAAUAAAUCCUGCAGAGCUGGACUUCCUCCUGAGAUACCCUGUGCAACCAGGUGUAAUAUCACCGGUGGAUUUCCUGUCCAACCACUCCUGGGGAGGGAUCAAGUCCCUGUGCUCCAUGGAGGAGUUCAGGAACCUGGACCGAGACAUCGAGGGCUCAGCCAAACGUUGGAAGAAGUUUGUGGAGUCCGAGUGUCCAGAAAAAGAGAAAUUCCCACAGGAGUGGAAGAACAAAACCUCUCUCCAGAGACUGUGCAUGAUGAGGGCCCUGAGGCCUGACCGAAUGACGUACGCCGUCAGAGACUUUGUAGAGGAGAAACUGGGGAGUAAGUACGUGAUUGGCAGAUCACUGGACUUCGCUGUCUCCUUUGAAGAGUCGGGCCCAGCUACGCCCAUGUUCUUCAUCCUCUCUCCUGGAGUUGACCCUUUGAAGGAUGUGGAGAAACAUGGGAAGGGGCUGGGCUUCACAUUUGACAACAAGAACUUCCACAAUGUUUCUCUGGGCCAGGGCCAGGAGGUUAUAGCUGAACAAGCCCUCGAUUUAGCAGCGAAGAACGGCCACUGGGUGAUUUUACAGAAUAUCCACUUGGUUGCUCGCUGGCUGGGUACUUUAGAGAAACUUCUGGAGCAGCACGCAGAGGGAAGCCAUGAGAACUUUAGGGUGUUUGUCAGUGCAGAGCCCUCCUCCACCCCUGAGGGCCACAUCAUCCCACAGGGCAUCCUGGAGAACUCCAUCAAGAUCACCAAUGAACCACCUACUGGCAUGCACGCCAACCUGCACAAGGCCCUGGACAACUUCAACCAGGACACGCUGGAAAUGUGUGCACGGGAGAAUGAGUUUAAGAGCAUUUUGUUUGCCCUGUGCUACUUCCAUGCGGUGGUGGCAGAGAGGAGGAAGUUUGGUCCUCAGGGCUGGAACAGAUCAUACCCCUUUAACACUGGAGACCUCACCAUUUCUAUCAACGUCCUCUACAACUACCUGGAGGCCAAUCCUAAGGUGCCGUAUGAUGACCUGCGCUACCUGUUCGGUGAGAUCAUGUACGGGGGUCACAUCACGGACGACUGGGACCGCCGUCUGUGCCGUACCUACCUGGAAGAAUAUAUCAAGCCUGAGAUGAUGGAGGGAGAGCUGUUCCUAGCACCCGGCUUCGCUGUGCCUGGAAACAUGGACUACAACAGCUACCACCAGUACAUUGACCAAACCCUACCUGCCGAGUCGCCCUACCUGUACGGCCUUCAUCCCAAUGCUGAGAUCGGCUUCCUCACACAAACCUCAGAGAAGCUUUUUCGCACGGUGCUGGAAAUGCAACCCAGGGACGGAGGUGGCGGUGAGGGUGGCGGGACGACGCGUGAGGAAAAGGUCCGCACGAUGCUGGAGGAGAUCAUGGAGAAGCUUCCAGAGGAGUUCAACAUGGCCGAGCUGCUGGGGAAGGCGGAGGAGAGGACUCCCUACCAGGUGGUGGCACUACAGGAGUGUGAGCGCAUGAACCUCCUCACACAGGAGAUCAGACGCUCUCUCUGCGAGCUCAGCCUGGGACUCAAGGGAGAGUUAACCAUGACCAGUGAUAUGGAGAACCUUCAGAAUGCUAUUUUCUUGGACAUGGUGCCAGACAGUUGGACCAAGCGGGCUUACCCCUCCAUGUCUGGCCUGGCCCUGUGGUUUACUGACCUGCUGGCCAGGAUUAAGGAGCUGGAAGCCUGGUCAGCAGACUUCGUCUUACCCUCUGUGGUGUGGCUGGCUGGCUUCUUCAACCCACAGUCCUUCCUCACAGCCAUCAUGCAGGCUAUGGCUCGAAGGAACGAGUGGCCUCUGGACAGGAUGUGUCUGCAGUGUGAUGUCACCAAGAAGAAUCGCGAGGACUUCACUGUACCACCUCGUGAAGGAGCCUAUGUACAUGGGCUGUACAUGGAGGGUGCACGCUGGGACACACAGACUGGCAUGAUUGUUGAUGCUCGCCUGAAAGAACUCACCCCAACCGUGCCAGUCAUCUUCAUCAAAGCCAUUCCUGUGGACAAACAGGAGAGCAGGAAUGUUUACCAGUGUCCUGUGUAUAAGACCCGCCAGAGGGGCCCCACCUACGUGUGGACCUUCAACCUGAAGACCAAAGAAAAUCCCUCAAAGUGGACAUUAGCUGGAGUGGCCUUGCUUCUCCAGAUCUAGCAGGAGUCAGAGUGCUUCAUUGUGGUUAUGGUGCCAACAGGGUCAAUUCACUUUGGGCCAAAUAUUUUAAAGCAAGACUGUGUUACUUUUAAAAGAAGAAAUAUUGCAGUUUUCCUCUUGCAAAUGAAAGGUUGAGGUUAUAAGGAAUCCGACACAUACUCAGUUCAGUACACUCAGGGGUUUUGUUGCUGCAGCCUUACUUGGUCUGGUGUGACCAGUAGUUUAUGGUGGCUGAUGUUAGCAAACAUUUGAUAGAUGUAGCUGUGUCACUGACUAAUUACUGACUCAGUUUUCUAACUUACUAACUUUAUGACUCAUCUCUACUUGUGCUAUUUUUACACUAGGUUUUUAAGUCCCCCUUCAGACAGAUUUUAAAGUUUUAUACCAACAUUUUGUUUUACAGUGUUUUUGCAAUCAAAACAAAAGAAAAAAACUUCCAGAAGGGGCUGGAAGUACAUCUACUCUUUCCCCCUCAUUGAGAAAUUCUGAACAGAUUUCACUAUACAUGUUUGAGCGUCAGUCAGACUCAGAUGAGGAGUUUGUUGUUGCACCAAAAUCAGCAACUAGCAGACAUAUCAGAAUGGUAAGUGUAGUUAGUAUCUUUUAUUUGUUUAUGUUGUUUGUUAGCUUGUUAGCCUUUAGGAUACCGGCAGUAGCUGACACGGUGUUAGUGAUUGUGAAACAUACAAUUAUAUCUGCUUUAAUGGUACAUUGUGUUCACAUUGCUCCGGUUAACAUCCAAAAACUGCACUCUACCAUGUUUGCUGUCCAAACUCUCACUAUGCUAAUGCUAACUCUGCUCUCUAUAAUGACUGGUCCACUCUGUGCUAGAGGUCUGCUACUCCUGUUGAUAUGUGUUUCCCAUAUUAGACAGCAAUUGGCUUUUGUGUUAGUGACAUUACCUAAUCUAGCUUGCCAGCUAAGCCAAAGUGCACAGAUAUCACCACCUUCACUGAAGCAAUGUGACAAACUUUCCACAGACACAAGCCAGUAUAGUCAAGGUCAGACAGCACGCAGGACAAAAACAUAAGAAAGAAUCAUGUUAGAAUGGAGGGGGACUUAAAGCAUGUCACAAAACCAAAACAAAAUGUAAACAAACUGAAACCAUAUGCCAUAAAGCUUCAAUUGAAAGCCAAGUCCCAUUUAAAUGCAGAGUGCCUUUAACAGCGAGGUCUGGUUACACAUUUGGACACUGGAUCUGGUUGACAUUGAUGCUGGGGAACAGUUCCUUUUUAUCGUCCUUUGGAUGGACAAAAUCUGGUAAAGCACACCAAUUGUCAGCUACCUGCUUAAGCCAGCGUUAGCUGAAUUGCCAGUACUGUUUGAAGAGAAUAAUAUUGGUAUUUCGUCGGUAUGCUGUAAGUCUUUCUCUCUCUUUCUCCCUCCAAUGCACUGUGUCGAGUGGUAGAUCAAAUGAAUGAUUCGUAAUUUGAUAGCCUAAUUUUCAUACAAGUACUAUUCAUACCGUUUCAAAUAAACAAUUUAAUAGUAGGCUAAUUCUUGUCUUUGCAGAGCAAGAGUUUUGUAUGAAAGGAAUUAAAAGCCCAUCCUAUAUAGACACCUGUUUCAGAUACACACCAGUUGAGGUCAGUGAUUGAAGCAAAUAAUAGCCCGGGCUAUUAAUUGAAGUUUUACGGUAUAUUGAGAAGACAUGUUUCAUGUUUCUAGCUUGAGGUCGCAUCCCACUUGGGAGACUUUCGAGCAACCAGGACGACCUGCAAGAUGAGGGUUACAUGACAGACAGAGACAGAUGAAGGCAUCAGUAGGCUACUUUUUGGUGCCUAUUUAGUUUACUCGCACUAUAAGAAUGCAAUUAGUGUAGAAGCAGGCAACACAAAAUAAGUAAAACUCACAUUUCACCAAAGGGAAAAUGUAGUUACACUUGUUAAUCUUUUUUUAUUUUUUCCACCUCUAUAUAUUUUUGUCAGAGCAGUGCCAAUGAAAGAAACAAACUCACUACCAAUAAGUAGCAGCCCAGCCUUUCUCUACAAUAUGACAUGACACCCCUUAUGAGCAGUCAUUCAAACACAGUUAAUUAGAGAGAAUGUAUAAUGUGAAAUAUCAGAUAGUGAAGAGGGCACGGCUCAGUGCCACUCAAUGCAACUGUCAGUUGCAGGCUGUGAUGGUCCCUAGAGAGUCUCCCAAUUCCACCCACUCUGUUAGGUCACAAAAUGAUUGUCUUUAAACCAACAGACUGAAAAGCUCUUGAAAUGAAGGGAAAUUCCAGCCCAUUCACCAGAAUACACUGUCAGCCUUGUACAUUUCUGGCUGAGUUUGUCAUCAGGAGAGGGAAGGAAUGGUUGAUGACACCUAGGUGAAACAGUGGAUUGUGAAUGGAAAUUCACUGUGCUAUAUACUGUAAUUACUCUCUGGGGCUACAGCGACCACUGUUGCAAAAAUUACAUAGUCUCACUUUUAUAUCUCACUUCUAGGUUCAGAUCUUGUACAUUUUCUGGUGUCAUGGCCAGUGGCAGGAAAUCUCUCUACCGACCCGCAGGAAGUUGUGACGUGACACAUCUCAAGAGUAGAGCCCAAAGUGUCUCAGAAACGACUGAAAGAGAAAGUACCAGCAUGAGAUCGUUUGCCUCUCUCGUCGGGUACUUGCUUUCUGGGUGUUAACAUUUCAGAUUUGCUUUUUUUGCCAUUCAAUGGUUUUAAUGUGUAAAAUUGCCUUUAAAUGCAGCUCUCUGAGCCCUCAGUUGUUAAAGACCAUUAAAAUCAGCCAUGACUAGUUUGUUGACUUUGGUUGAACUACUGUAUCUAACUUAUUAAAAUGCUAAUUAUCUGUAUGUGUUUGAGGACAAAUUCUAGCAGUAUCAUGCAUCUGUGAGUCACUUUAUGAGGAGGUGUUAUAAAGCUGCAGCUGGUUGGGAAAUAUCACAGAAUAAAUUGAACUAUUGGGUGAUUUCACACAUUUUAGCUGAAUCCAAAUCUGUAAAAGUACGUACAGUAUGUACACAUUUUCUAAUAACAUAAUAAUGUCUUAAUUGAUCAUAUAGAUUUAUGUUUUUGUGUGUAUACAAAUCAUUUUACAUUAAUUUCCACUUUCCAAAACUUCCAGAGUAAAGAUGCUUUAUCUUGUCAUUCCAGAUUGUGCAUUUGGUUUUAUUUUCACAUACUCUAUAAUAUAUCCCACUUUAGUGCCAAUAUGCAGUCAGUCCCCUAUCUCCCGUUUCCAGUCUCCCAGUCCUGCCUUCUCUCUUCCAAGUCUUUAGACCAACUCUCUCUUCCUCCUCUCUCUCUCCUCCUCCUCCUCCUACUUCACUCCUUUUUUCUUCCGUCCUCCCCAUUUGAGAUUAAACGGCCCUCUCCACAGCAGAAAGUGGGGAGUCUCACAGAUAUAUCCCUUAACAACACGUACAGUAGAUGCACACGUGCGCACUACAGUAUAAGCAAGUUCUUUUUCUUCCUUGUUCUCUUGCUGUCUCAGCCCAAGUUCCCCGGCGUCUCCUUUAUCUAGUUAUUAGAGAGUCUUAACAAUGCAUGGAGGUGUGAGGAGGAGGAGCAGAUGAGGGGAAGUAGGAGGAGGAAAGCAAUGAUGCAGGUUGAGGCAAUUUAUGUAGAACUCCCAAAUUACACCUUCCGGUGGCAUUAUGAAAAUAGAUUCUGCCUGUGUGUACGUUACCCAUGCAACUGUAGUCUGGCUUUGCACAGGAGAAAUAUUCUGGCCUGUAGUGCAGCAGUGGUGCUGCAAAAAUGUUCGUAUGCGCUAAAGUAUUACAAACUCAUUCAGUUGACCCUUUGCUAAGCCCUGACUCCCUUAGUUACUGUUGCUAUGCUUGCCCAGCUUCCCAUGCGCACGGCACAUACAGUUUACAAUGGUGGCAGAUUUACUACUCCAACAAUGAGUCUGAAAUUUCACACACAAGUAAACGAAAGCAGCUUUUAAUUUCCAGCCAAUAACCUUCAUUUUUAUCAGCUGAAAGGACAAGUAGGUAGCUAGUGUCAGCUAAUUGCCAAAUGCUAACCCAGAGAGUUGGUUAAAAAGUCCUUCUGCAGCUGAUUUUUUGUUUUCAAGUGACAAGUUUUAAAUGAGAGCCCAGUAAAAAGCCCUUACAGUAUGUUAGCACUUGACAGCUACAUUUUACAGUCAAUAAGUCCAUAUCCUCACCAGCUGAUGAACCAUGUAUAAGAUAUGAAAAUAAAAGAGCAGACUUGUUCUCUGAUCAGCCCUACGCUGCCUUUCUCUUCCUCCAACCCAAUCAGAGGAAGAGUAGGGCAGUUCAUGCCUAGGAAA